AUGGACCAUUACCGCCGCUCCGCCCUUCGCGACCACAACCACUCCACAAUGCCCGGCCGUUACCCCACCGAUAGACACGCAACAGUCGAGGACGAGCAUGAAGUCAACUACAUACCCCAUUCCACGUCUGUCAACCAGAUUCCAUACACCUCUCGCCAUCCUGAUAACUUCAACUCAACAUACUACCCGCCGCCGCCAUUAACGACUAUGCACAUGCCAACAUACCCCUCCAUCCCGCCUCUGGCUCAUACCCGAUCGAGAACCACCCCCGAACUCCGCUUCGCCCUGAAACUCCAGUCCUACAACCCGCUCUCUGACGAGCUCCUCGCCCCUAUUUCGCUCGACAUGCCGCACCGCCGUCUUGCCGGGGAAGCAGUGGAGAUGCGACGCGUGUUAGAUAGUGUGCUGAGGGCUGAUACCGGAGGAGAUGGGAGAGUGAGGUCCGGAGAUAAACUCGAUGUGCUGCUGAAGGUGGUGGGACACUUAAUGGAGAGGAUGGGGGUUGUGGAUGACGUGCUGUUUCGGAUGGGUCAGGUGCUGGGUGGUGGGCAGGCUGGAGAGGAUCAGGAUGAGGCUGGAGAGAGAGACACUGCAUCGAAUGGGGUGGAGGCAAAGAGCGGGUGGUUUGGGUGGCUUCGGUGA
This is a messenger RNA of Dothidotthia symphoricarpi CBS 119687, 642 nucleotides long. RefSeq lists its product as uncharacterized. NCBI's taxonomy places the organism in Eukaryota, Fungi, Ascomycota, Dothideomycetes, Pleosporales, Dothidotthiaceae. The coding region runs from base 1 to 642 and encodes 213 amino acids. The record is from RefSeq and is a predicted model, not a curated record. The transcript has a single exon.